ACCCGGAAGUUUGUCUUCAGAUCAGUGGAUUCUCCGCGUCUUUUUGGCAUAUCCAGAGAACAACAACAGACACUCAGAAAUGGCGGAUGCUAAUAUGAUGGAGAAGAAACUGGCAGAAUACAAGUGCGACACCAAUGAAGCUAUAUGUCUAAAGCUAGUUCGUUUUCCAGAGGACGUUGAUGAUGAUGGUACUACAUUUCAUCCUGAGUACAGUCACCAGAUUUUUGGAGAUGAUGAGGUUGCUUUUGGAUACAAAGGUCUGCAAAUACAGCUCUUCUACACUGCUGGAAACCUGAGCACCCUUUUCAAAGUGAAAUAUUCUUCGAAAGUCACUGAGGAAUUUGACUGUGUGGAGCCAGAUGAUAUUGAAGGAAAGAUAAGGGAAAUUAUUCCAGCUGGGUUCACAUUCAACACUGAUGACUUCAUCUCGCUGUUGGAGAAGGAGGCCAAUUUCAAGCCCUUUGGCACCCUGCUCCACAUGUACAAAGUUCACAGCGAGGAAGCGGGAGAGCUCACAUACCAGAUUCAUAAGGCUGACGUGACCUGUCCGGGAUUCCUCGAGUACCAUGAGCGCCUGCAGACCUUCCUCAUGUGGUUCAUAGAGACAGCCAGUUUCAUUGAUGCAGAUGACGAUCAUUGGGACUUCUUUCUUGUAUUUGAAAAGUACAAUAAAGACGGGGAGACUCUCUACGCAACUGUUGGCUACAUGACAGUUUAUAAUUACUAUGUGUACCCAGACAAAACCCGACCACGUGUAAGUCAAAUGCUGAUUCUGCCACCAUUCCAAGGAGAGGGGCACGGAGCUCAGCUUCUGGAGGCCAUACACAGGUUCUACUGCACCCUGCCAAAAGUGCAAGACAUUACAGCUGAAGACCCCUCUGAAAACUAUGUGAGGCUCAGAGACUAUGUGCUGGUGAAACUGUGUCAGAACCUGCCAUCCUUUGGUCCAGACAAGCUGCACCUCGGUUUUUCGGCUGACAUGGUUACAGAGGCUCAAGAAAAGCUGAAAAUUAACAAGAAACAUGCAAGACGAGUGUACGAGAUCUUGCGCCUGAGAGCAACAGAUAUGAGUGAUGAAGCAAAGGCCAGAGAAUACCGUCUGGAGGUGAAGAAGAGGCUCUUUGGCCCUUACAAGAAGAAUCAGCGGGAGCUGGCCAAGAUGAGGAAGUGCUUACGGCCAGAGGAGCUGGUGUCCCACAUGAAUCAGAUGGACACGCAGAGUCAGCAGGAGGAGCUAGAGAAGAGUUACCAGGUCAUCGUCGGAGAGUACAGGAGAAUCCUGGAGAAGAUCGCGGUGCAGGCCUGAUCAGGCUCGAGGUGUUGCCGUUGGCGUGACGACCAUGCCGUCCACAUGCAGGUGGAGCCGCCCCGUCUGUACAAAGCCCACAUACACAGACUGAUGCAUUGAAAUCUGUUUUAACUGCAGAGUUUUUACACAUCACAUGUAAGAGGUUGGAUUUUUUUUUUUUUUCCUCACUUUGCUUCCAGCUGGGAGGGAAAACGUAAUCGCUUCUGUGUGAGAAUCAGUGGUUCUGUGUUUCACCAGUGAUUGGAAGCUCAUGACCAUAAAGAGAAAUGCUUAGUCUCUGUGAUGGACAUUUCUUAAAGUUUGAGAGUUGUGAAUGUUUUGAAGCACUUCAGACUGAGACUUAAUAAAAAAUGUUUUGUAUGUUGC
This is a messenger RNA of Thalassophryne amazonica, 1675 nucleotides long. RefSeq names its product histone acetyltransferase 1 (gene hat1). Gene Ontology annotation, molecular function: histone binding; histone H4 acetyltransferase activity. Gene Ontology annotation, biological process: subtelomeric heterochromatin formation. The record is from RefSeq and is a predicted model, not a curated record. Bases 80 to 1306 code for a protein of 408 amino acids. Lineage: Eukaryota; Metazoa; Chordata; Actinopteri; Batrachoidiformes; Batrachoididae. The transcript has 11 exons. Gene Ontology annotation, cellular component: nucleus.